Messenger RNA from Bicyclus anynana (squinting bush brown), 1817 nucleotides. It is a transcript of the gene Vps2, whose product is annotated as charged multivesicular body protein 2a. The coding region runs from base 320 to 1039 and encodes 239 amino acids. The record is from RefSeq and is a predicted model, not a curated record. Lineage: Eukaryota; Metazoa; Arthropoda; Insecta; Lepidoptera; Nymphalidae. Gene Ontology annotation, cellular component: ESCRT III complex; multivesicular body. Gene Ontology annotation, biological process: endosome transport via multivesicular body sorting pathway; late endosome to vacuole transport; protein transport. The transcript has 6 exons.
UUUUGACUUGACGUUGACGUUGAAUGUUGAUUUGACGUGACGUAUUUGAGAAAACGAAAAGAUAAAAGUUAUUAUUUUGAUACCUAUUUGUAAAAUAAUAUUAAAAUAUUUUAUUAUUCUGUAAUGCUAAUAGAAAUUAAAAACAAUGAUAAAUACCUUGUUUCAUCUGUAAUAAAUAAUAGUACAAUAAUAUUUAGUGCAUUUUAAGUAGACUGUUUGUGUCCUGAAUUUCUCAAUUUACUGGUGUCUGAAUCAUCAUCCCAAAACAAGUGUUCAUCGUAUGAAUUUGAUUUUGUAGAGAGGUGACAGUAUAUCCACAAUGGAGUGGCUGUUUGGGCACCGGAUGACCCCCGAGGAGAUGCUGCGCAAGAACCAGCGCGCGCUCAACAAGGCCAUGCGCGACCUGGACCGAGAGCGCAUGAAGAUGGAGCAGCAAGAGAAGAAGGUCAUUGCUGACAUCAAGAAGCUUGCCAAGGAUGGACAGAUGGAUGCAGUGAAGAUAAUGGCGAAGGACCUGGUGCGCACGCGGCGCUACGUGCGCAAGUUCAUGUUGAUGAAGGCCAACAUCCAGGCCGUGGCGCUCAAGAUCCAGACGCUCAAGUCGCAGAGCAGCAUGGCGCAGGCCAUGCGCGGCGUCACGCGCGCCAUGGCCUCCAUGAACCGCCAGCUCAAUGUGCCUCAGAUACAGAAGAUCCUGCAGGAGUUUGAGAAGCAGUCGGAGAUCAUGGAUAUGAAAGAGGAGAUGAUGAACGACUCCAUCGACGAGGCCAUGGAGGGAGAUGAUGAUGAAGAAGAAAGUGAUGCUGUGGUGUCGCAGAUCCUGGACGAGCUGGGGCUGCAGCUCAACGACCAGCUGUCGGGCUUGCCACAGGCCACCGGCAGCCUCUCUGUCGCUGGCAAGACACCGGCAGCGGCGGCGGCGCUGGCGGGCGGCGGCGGCGGCGCGGCGGGCGGCGCGGGCGGCGGCGGGGGCGGGGGCGCGGUCAGCGACGCGGACGCCAUCUUGCAGGCGCGCCUCGACAACCUGCGCCGCGAGUAGCGCGGCGUCAGUCCGCGGCCGGCCGCCGCCGCGCGCGCACGCUCGCGCUUGAUACUGUUGUUGUGCUGGCUUGUUUGUUGACUAAACAUUUUUAUUUUAAGUAUAGUAUUUAUUUUUUUACUGAGUAUCAGCGGUCAAAGCUUCGCUGAUACAUAAUUAUUAAAUUCAAUACUUAAAUUUAAUGUAUAAAUUAUAUAAAUUCUUUAUUUGUACAGCAAAAACAAAAGUAAAUUUAAAAAUUAAUUGAAUACCUUUCAUCCAUCACUAUGAAUAUUUAAUGAGUUCUCAUUGUAUAAUUUUGUUUUUUAUAAGAUUUGUAUUUUAAGCUGCUUUUAUGUGAUGUGUCCAUCAGAAUAAUAAAUAAAUAUAUAAGGACAACACGAAUCACUAUCUAGCCCCAAAGUACCGGAUGGAUGUGUAUGUUUCAUAAAACAUGAAAACAUUCAGCAAUACGCGACUAUAGCUUGACAAGUUCGUUGAUGAAACUCCCAUGAUAUGCGGGCGACGGGGGGCAAAGACAAGAGAGUGAAAUCGUGCGUGCGGAGAAGUGAGGUGCAUCAGUCGUGAGUUCUUCAUUCAUCGCUACACGCCCCCGGCCCGCACGAACCAUCGAGAGUGUUACGAAGGAUCUUGCCAAGCUAUAGCAUUGGGUUGCUGCGUGUACGGAGAGAUGUGUUGUGUACAUUGUACAGCCGAGUGCAGUCCGGCCGAGUUGUGUGAUGUCCGAUUGUUGAUAGUUGUAAAUAUUUGCAUAUAUUAUAUAAAUAAUUAAUCACAA